Tauraco erythrolophus (red-crested turaco) is the source of this 384-nucleotide messenger RNA. The record is from RefSeq and is a predicted model, not a curated record. Lineage: Eukaryota; Metazoa; Chordata; Aves; Musophagiformes; Musophagidae.
GGGGAGGUGAUCAAGGCCUUCGGGGCACCCGAGAACGCUCAGCGCAUGGAGGAGGCACGGGACAACGCCUGCAACGACAUGGGCAAGAUGCUGCAGUUCCUGCUGCCCGUGGCCACCCAGAUCCAGCAGGACGUGAUCAAAGCCUACGGCUUCAGCAACGACGGCGAAGGUGGGUUGUGCACCACCGGGCACGGAGCUCCGGGCCCGCCGAGGGGGCGGCGGGCACGGGGCCCCCCCCCCCCAAAAAAUGCCCGGCUGAUCAAGUCCUACGAGUCGCAGGACCCGGAGAUCGCCAGCAUGUCGGGCAAGCUCAAGGCCAUGUUCCUGCCGCCCAUGACGCUGCCGCCGCACGGGGCUGGGACGGGCGGAGUGGCAACCUCGUGA